Molecule: messenger RNA, 1429 nt
Organism: Schistosoma intercalatum
Lineage: Eukaryota; Metazoa; Platyhelminthes; Trematoda; Strigeidida; Schistosomatidae
Source: the annotation of a GenBank genome assembly
AAAACAUCAGUACGGGAUGCGGCAUAUUCAAACAUGGUUGCAAGCUGCUGACGAGAAUCCACGAAGUAAAUGAACUCACCUUUGCUACUCUUGUUGUUCUUGCUUGGUUCAAAUUUACCAAUGCGAAGAAUUGUAUGAAGAAAUUAACAAGUUGAAAGUAGGGAAAAUAUCUCAUUAUUUGGUUAGUUACAUAUGUCAUCAAAGAAACCACCCAAAGCAUUGUACGUUCCACCAGCUUUAAGAGCAAACAAAAAUGCGAGCGAAGUCAAAAAAGAGUUAUCCUUUUUAGAAUCUCCAAUAUCAUAUGCUUCUGUGAAUGAACAAACUGAUGUAGAACAACAAUUAAAAUCACUUACACUUUCUGACAACUGUAUUGAUGAUGACGAAUGUGUAUUCAAAAAAAAACUUUUUAAUCAAAAGCUGUCACAUAAUGAUAGCAACAGUGAACCAGUCAUAAGGUUGAAAGAUUUCCAACAUAUUUUAGAGUUAUAUAACUUUUCAAAAGACUUUCAAAAUUUUCACUUGGAAGCGGAACUCACAGGAUUUGAGGAUAGUGGAUUUUACCUUAAAUGGGUCGAUGAUACUCAUUGUUUAGCUGUAUUUUCUUCAAAUGAUGAAGCAAAUCGUGCAUUGGCUCAAAUAUCAGGACUUUUCAUGAAGGCUCGUAAAAUUAAUGACGCUUCUUUGGCUAGCAAGUUGAAGAUUGCCCGUUCACCUGGUGACUGGACUAUGCCCUAUAAAAAACGACCAGUUACGACUAGCUCAACAGCUCGAAGAUUAAUUUCCAAUCAUUUGGGUAUUGUUCCUACUAAAAUCAAAUCUCCUGAGGAAACUAUGAAACAGGAACAAGAUAAAGCUCUUUUACGAGAAGCACGUGCUCGUGCGGAAGCUAUUCGUCAGGCACAGAAAUCUCUAUGGGAAGACGAAUAAUGUGACAAUUACAAUCAUGUUUUAGAAUUAUUCCUGUAAAAAAGAGUGAUUUUUUUGCCUUUGGAAUCCUUUUUAUUUAUAGUGAGAAAAAAUAUCUUUGCAUUUGACCAAAAAUUCAUAUCAUAAUCAUUAGUUAGUAUCAUGAGUAAUAUCUAAAUUAUAUUUUUUCCAACACUGACUUGUUAAUUUUUCAUCUUUCUACUCUGUCUAUCUGUUUACAUGCAAACACUUUAUGCCUUUUCGCUUGUGUAGUGUAAAUUGAAUAUAUCAUUAAUAAAUCAUGGAACUUUCUUCAUCAUGUGUAUCUAUUUGACAUGCUUCUUGUUACUUUUGCAAAUCAUCUAAUUCUAUUUUUAAUAUGUUUCUUUCUUGUUCUAUAUAUGCGUUUAUUGUAAUUUGUUAUUUUCUGGUGUUAAGUAUGCUUUUUUAUUUCACUAGGCUUCGGAUUGUAUUUUUUCGGUUUAUAUUGAUCUUAGAAACAUAAAAAAUAAGACAGGGC